GGGCUGGGCCGAGCUCCCCAGAAGUCCCCGGAGCAGCGAAGGGGCUGAGCAGCGGCAGCGGAAGCUGCGGGCACCCGAGGUGCUGUGGGUGCCAUGGAGUCAGAAGCCUCGCUAUCCCCCACGCUUUCCCGCUCCAUCAAGGAGGAGCUGCUUUGCGCCGUCUGCUACGACCCCUUCCGGGAUGCCGUGACGCUGCGCUGCGGCCACAACUUCUGCCGCGAGUGCGUGACCCGCUGCUGGGAGGUGCAGACGACGCCCACCUGCCCGGUGUGCAAGGACCGGGUGGCGCCCGCCGACCUGCGCACCAACCACACCCUCAACAACCUGGUGGAGAAACUGCUGCGCGAGGACGCCGAGGGAGGGCGCUAUGCCGGCCACCGCUCCCCGCGCUUCUGCCGCGCGCACCGCGGCCAGCUCAGCCUCUUCUGCAUUGAGGACAAGGAGCUGCUGUGCUGCUCGUGCCAGGCCGACCCCCGGCACCUGGGCCACCGCGUGCAGGCAGUGAAGGACACUGCCCACGACUUUCGGGCCAAGUGCAGGAACAUGGAGCACUCGCUGCGGGAGAAAGCCAAGGCCUUCUGGGCCAUGCGGCGCUCUUAUGAGGCCAUUGCCAAGCACAAUCAGGUGGAGGCUACCUGGCUGGAAAGGAGAAUCCGGCAGGAGUUUGAAAAGCUUCGAGAGUUCUUGAGAGGGGAGGAGCAGGCCAUCCUGGAUGUCAUGGCCGAGGAGGCGAGGCAGAAGCAGCAUUUGGUGGAGGAGAAGAUGAAGCAGCUCAAGAAAGACACAGAGACUCUAGCCCAUGAGAUUGAGCGGCUGCAGAUGGAGAUGAAGGAAGAUGAUAUUUCUUUUCUCAUGAAACACAAGAGCCGAAAACGCCGCCUCUUCUGCACCAUGGAGCCAGAGCCUGUGCAGCCUGGCAUGCUGAUCAACGUCUGCAAGUACCUAGACUCCCUGCAGUACCGUGUCUGGAAGAAGAUGGUCAUGUCUGUUGAAACUGUGCCCUUCAGCUUUGACCCCAACACGGCGGCUGGCUGGCUGGCUGUGUCCGAGGACCUCACCAGUGUCACCAACCACGGCUACCGAGUGCAGGUGGAGAACCCCGAGCGCUUCUCCUCGGCGCCCUGCCUGCUGGGCUCCCGCUCCUUCUCCCACGGCUCCCACGCCUGGGAGGUGGACCUGGGCGGGCUGCCCAGCUGGCGGGUGGGCGUGGUGCGCAUGUGCCUGGAAACCGGCCCCGAGGGCUACUCCCACAGCUGCUACCAGGACACUCGCUCUGGCUUCUGGUACCUGUGCCGCACGCAGGGAGUGGAGGGCGACCACUGCGUGACCUCAGACCCGGCCACGUCACCACUGGUCCCCUCCAUCCCACGCCGCCUGCGUGUGGAGCUGGAAUGCGAGGAGGGCGAGCUGUCCUUCUACGAUGCCGAGCGCCAGUGCCACCUCUACACCUUCCAUGCCCGCUUUGGGGAGGUGCGGCCCUACUUCUACCUGGGGGGCACCCGGGGGAACGGGCCCCCCGAGCCUCUGCGCAUCUGUCCCCUGCGCAUCACUGUCAAGAAGGAGCUGGAUACCUGAGGCCCACGCGGAGCCUGCCGGGUGCUGCCCAGGUAAUUUUAAUCGUCAAAUCACCAUGUCCUGGGGACAGCAUUGUAAAAGGAAAAAAAAAAAUUUUAUAGUAGCGAUGUUCUCACUGGGGGAGCGCGUUCCUGACCGAGGAUUGACAUUCUUUCUCCUGCCUGCGCCCUCGGCUCACAGAAACGGAUAUUUUAUACAGACAUGAUGACUCAGCACUAUAAAUCGGUUAUAAAUGUGGCGUGUACUUUGGCAGGGGCCACGGCAAGGACGUGGUAGGAAAUACCGCCGAGUAAAGGCAAGCAGGUUGGGAGUGGGGAUGCUGACACGCUCGUGAGCAGCCCCUGCAGAGGACUCAGACUUGGCAAAGCUCAAAGCACUUUGAUACUGAACACGGGAGGCCAGUGCGCACUCUACAACAAAGUAUUUAUCGAGCCCUUCUAAUAUAAUUUCCAUGUAAUUAUCUUGACCGGAAAUUUUGUUAGUUACAGUAAACUUUUAAAAAUGUUUUUUAUUUCCAUCUUACAUGUUGGAAAAGUUGUGUGUUUUUAACAGCUUGAUUUGGAUAGCCUAGGUCCCUUUUAUGAAAAUAAAAAUAUUUGAGCUAAAA
This is a messenger RNA of Eptesicus fuscus (big brown bat), 2182 nucleotides long. It is a transcript of the gene TRIM35, whose product is annotated as tripartite motif containing 35. The record is from RefSeq and is a predicted model, not a curated record. Gene Ontology annotation, biological process: positive regulation of apoptotic process; innate immune response. The transcript is spliced from 7 exons. Lineage: Eukaryota; Metazoa; Chordata; Mammalia; Chiroptera; Vespertilionidae. Gene Ontology annotation, molecular function: protein binding; zinc ion binding. The coding region runs from base 94 to 1575 and encodes 493 amino acids.